GUGAUCUCCUCCGGACAGCUGUUGCAGCUGUAGAAAGAAAAAACGAGAAAGAUCAGGAGCAGCAGCAGCAACCCGACCCCUGCAACAGAUUACUUCGCUUCCGUCGAAGUCUUCUGUUUAGUCAUAGGUAUCUUUUGUGCAGGGACUGACGCAGGAUGAAAACCCACUUUGACAUCAGGGCUGUUCCUUCACACAGUGGAGAGCAUCACCAAAUGAGGCAGCUGUACUGCUCGCAGCACUGGGGCUGGGAUCAGUUCUCCAGCUUUACCAUGAACACCUACCUCUUUGUGUAUGACUUAAUGCAAUUCUGUGGACAUUCCUGGAUAUUUACAAAUAUGAUCAUCAGGUUCAUGACAUUUGGAAAAGAUUCAUUGGCCGACACAUUUUACUCCAUAGGGCUUGUAAUGCGCCUUUGCCAGUUGUUAUCUAUAUUGGAGAUCCUACACAUCCUCACUGGCAUUGAUAAAAGCCGCCUCUUCCCCAGGUUUUUGCAGAUCACCGAGAGAAUAAUUGUUUUGUUUGUUGUGAUUAACAGUCAGGAAGAAGUUCAAGGGAAAUACAUUGUGUGUGUUUUAUUUUUCCUUUGGAAUAUCCUAGAUGUGGUCAGGUACACUUACGACAUGUUAGCAAGGAUGGGAAUAUACUACCUACCACUGACAUGGCUCAACUUCUCACUGUGCAUCCCGCUCUAUCCCCUUUCAGUUCUGGCUAAAGCAUUUGCAAUCUGUGUAUCACUGCCUUAUUUUGAAUCUUUUGGCACAUACUCCAUCAAGCUACCAUUUCCAUUCACCUUCUCAAUCUACUUCCCCUAUGUUCUGAAAAUGUACCUGCUAGUGCUCUUUGUAGGUAUGUGCUUUAUCAUCCAGAACCUCUUCUCUGAAAGGAAGGUACACCUAGGAACAGGCAACAUCAAAAAGAAAAGAAACUAAGUUGGUAUUUUGUUUGGAAACAAGAAAUAUGUUCCCAUUGGGUUGCUGCAUAUCACAGGUUAAAAAGAAAUAAGACAAAUUUCAAUGCAAAGCUUCUGUCUGCAUGCACAUUAUCUGGCUGUAUAGAAUUUUCAGAAAAGGCAGGACUGUCUAAUGCCCCUUAAAAAUGAAGCAGCUUAAAAGAACUAGUUACUUUUGAAAAGUUUUAACUUCAAAUAGCAAGUAUUUUGAAAAUGAAUAUAUUUUUUCUAAGAUAUAUUAGAGAACUCUGAAAAAAACUGUAGAGUGCCUCCACUCACAAUCACACUAACAACCUUCAUUUUGGUGUUAAUUCUUGCCUCAUUACCAACAGAUAUUCAGUAAUGACAAUACCAUUUAAUCUAGAAGGUUAUUUUAUAUUAGGCCUUAUAUAUAUAAAUGAUAAAUUGGCUAGAACUGAAAUCUCUCAAGGAGCAGAAGCUGUAUACUUUGCAAUCUGUGACAGUCACAUACCAAUUAGCCCCAGGCAUUCACCAAGGAUCCCUCACAUUCUGGCCCAACCUUCACUUUUCCAAACAAGAUUCCAGAAAAUGCAGUGAAACCACAAAGGUAAGGCACUCAUCUACUAGGUAUUCAAGGGGACAUUUAAGGGUCCGAAGUAAAAAUUUGUCUGGCAGAGAUUAAGAAUCUCUCCCCACAAUGAUCUUCCUCCAUGCAGAACAGCAGACAGAUAUGCGAAGUCUGAUGUAGGCAGGCCAAAUACAUAUUGUUCUUUAAAGGGAAGUGAAUGACUGUCAAAAGCCACGUGCAAAACUCUAGCCAUUUUACUCGUUUGUCAACAGCUCCUCAUACUUCUGUAGAACUAUCUAUGAGAAUGCAGCUAUAACACAGUCUCUCCAAAAGUUGAGAAUGAAGAACAGGGACAGCAACCUAGUGGACUGUACAGGCAAAAAUGUACAGGUAACUGCUUAGAGGCUGGCAAGGGCUUUUCUGAUCUUUCAUCCGUAUCAAUUAUCACCUACAUUUGAAUUCAAGCAAGUAGAGGAGAAAAGUGAGGCUAUUUUUUUGAGCUUGACUGAAAACUGGGGGAGAGGGAAGAAAGAUACUAGUUGGAGGGAAGGUAAUAUUUUAAGGGAAAAUGAACACUAAGACAACAUGAAGAGGCUCUUUGCCUGUAUAACUUUCUAAACAUGCAGCAUAAGAGGAAAGGGUAUAAGGAAAGAGUGAAGCUGAACUCAAUUAUUAAGAAAGGUCACCUACUGUGACUUCUAUUUAUUUAACAUAUGUGGCAGACAAUGCCUGCAGACUAUUGUGACCACUGGAGUAUUUGCAAAUAUAAGCAACAAGGUCAUGCAUGCAAUAGUAUGGGUCAGCCCUGGGUUUCGUUUUUUUCUUUUGAAAGUGCUGCAAACAGAGGUAGGAAUUCGGAACGAUAUUAGAGAAACAGAAGUACUUCCACCUUGGACUUAUGCCUGACCCAAAAUGAUGAGAGUGACAAGUGUGGACAACAUGAAGAAAGUACAGAGCAGCUGAAUAGGAUGACAGCUUUAAAGAAUAGAGCCAGAAUAAGACCAGUCCACAUCAAACCGCUGUACAAAAUGCUGAAGGUGAAACAUGGAUGUUUUCCCCCUGGGAAAUUCAAUCUAAUGUGUUUGUCAUCAAACUGCCUGGAGCUAACAUACCGUGUAGGAGGAAACAUGACCUACGAUAUUGUAUUGUGUCUACAAGGCAAGGCUUUGGCACUGGGGAAGCUGCAGGGAUGGCCUCUGUGAGAAGCCAGGGGCUUCCCCCAUGCCAGACACAACUGCUUGCAGCCAGCUCCAAAAUAGAGCCACCGCACCGCGGGGCACUGCUGAGCCAAACGGCCAAGCUGAUGGCACCUCCGUGAAAAUGUAUUUUAAGAAAAGGUAAAAAAUGCUACACAGCAGUGGUGAGAGAGAAGAAGAAACAUGUAAGAGAAAUAGCUCUGCAGAUACCAAGGUCAGUGGGGAAGGAGAAGAGGAGGUGCUCCAGACACUGCAGCAGAUUUCCCUGCAGCCCAUGGAGAAGACCAUGGUGAAGUGGGCUGUCUCUCUGCAGCCCACCGAGGACCACACCAGACAAGAUAAUCACACUGCAGCAGAUGGAUGUGUCCUAAAAGAAGCUGCAGCCCACGGAGAGCCCACACAGGAGCAAGAUCCUGGCAGGAACUGUGGCCCAUGAAGGACUCACACUGGAGCAGCCUCUUCCAGAUGGACUGUACCCCAUGGAAAGGACCCAUGCUACAGCAGUUCUUAAGAGCUGCAGCCCAUGAGAAGGAACCAUGCUGGACCAGUUCAUGGAGGACUAUAUCCCAUGGGAGGGAUCCCCAUGCUGGCACAGGGGACCAGUGUGAAGCGGAACAAGCAGCAGAGAUGACUGCUUAUGAACUGUCUGCAUCCCCCAUUCCCUCCCCACCCUGGACUGCUUGGGGAGGGAGGAGGCAGAAUAGUAGGAAUGGGUGACAUUGAGCCUAGGAAGAAGUGAGGGGUGGGCCAAAGGUGUUUUUAGUUUUGUCUUUGUUCUCACUAUUUACAAUUGGCAAUAAAUUACUCUUCCCCAA
Molecule: messenger RNA, 3489 nt
Organism: Falco peregrinus (peregrine falcon)
Lineage: Eukaryota; Metazoa; Chordata; Aves; Falconiformes; Falconidae
Gene: HACD4
Product: 3-hydroxyacyl-CoA dehydratase 4
Exons: 8
Coding region: 156-929 (257 amino acids)
Biological process (GO): very long-chain fatty acid biosynthetic process; fatty acid elongation; sphingolipid biosynthetic process
Cellular component (GO): endoplasmic reticulum membrane
Molecular function (GO): 3-hydroxyacyl-CoA dehydratase activity
Source: RefSeq, a predicted model, not a curated record